This is a messenger RNA of Cladophialophora psammophila CBS 110553, 1653 nucleotides long. Its product is annotated as alpha,alpha-trehalose-phosphate synthase [UDP-forming] 1. Gene Ontology annotation, biological process: cellular response to heat; trehalose biosynthetic process. Bases 1 to 1653 code for a protein of 550 amino acids. The transcript is spliced from 4 exons. Gene Ontology annotation, molecular function: alpha,alpha-trehalose-phosphate synthase (UDP-forming) activity. NCBI's taxonomy places the organism in Eukaryota, Fungi, Ascomycota, Eurotiomycetes, Chaetothyriales, Herpotrichiellaceae. The record is from RefSeq and is a predicted model, not a curated record. Gene Ontology annotation, cellular component: alpha,alpha-trehalose-phosphate synthase complex (UDP-forming); cytosol.
AUGCCUUCCGCCACCGACAGCCCUCCCAAGGUGGAAUCACGACUUCUCUUAGUCUCGAACCGUCUUCCAAUCACCAUCAAGCGUUCCCCCGAAGGGAAAUAUGAUUACUCCAUGUCGUCCGGGGGCCUCGUCACUGGUCUCAGUGGCCUAGCGAAGAGUACCACCUUUCAAUGGUAUGGCUGGCCAGGCCUGGAGGUCCCUCGAGAAGAGGUCGGUGAUGUGGUCAAGCGCCUCAAAGACGAAUUCAAUGCUAUCCCCGUUUUCGUGGACGACGAAUUGGCCGAUAGACACUACAAUGGCUUUUCAAAUUCCAUUAUGUGGCCCCUCUUUCAUUACCACCCUGGUGAAAUCACCUUCGACGAGUCUGCUUGGAAUGCUUACACCGAGGUCAAUCGCCUUUUUGCCCGGGCCAUUGCUAGUGAAGUCGAGGAUGGCGAUCUGGUCUGGGUCCACGACUAUCACCUGAUGCUGUUGCCCCAGAUGCUCCGCGAAGAGAUUGGGUCCACCAAGUCCAAUGUCAAGAUCGGCUUCUUCUUACAUACUCCCUUCCCGUCGAGCGAGAUCUACAGGAUUCUGCCCGUUCGAAACGAAAUCCUGUUGGGAGUUCUUCACUGCGAUCUGAUUGGCUUUCACACCUACGACUACGCCCGACACUUCCUCAGUAGCUGCUCACGAAUCUUAAAUCUCACAACAACGCCCAAUGGGGUCGAGUUUGAAGGCAAGAUUGUCACGGUUGGUGCGUUCCCGAUCGGCAUCGACCCGGAAAAAUUCACCGAAGGCUUGAAGAAGGAGAAGGUUCAAAAGCGGAUUGCGGUGCUGGAGGAGAAGUUCAAGGGUGUCAAGUUGAUUGUCGGCGUAGAUCGUCUUGACUACAUCAAAGGUGUUCCUCAGAAGCUUCAUGCUCUCGAAGUCUUCCUAACGGAUCACCCGGAAUGGAUUGGCAAGGUUGUCUUGGUCCAAGUCGCCGUGCCCAGCAGGCAAGACGUUGAGGAGUAUCAGAAUCUUCGUGCGGUGGUCAAUGAAUUGGUGGGACGAAUCAACGGCAAAUUCGGCACGAUCGAAUUCAUGCCCAUCCACUUCAUGCACAAAUCGGUCAACUUUGAUGAGUUGAUUGCACUUUACGCCGUCUCAGACGUGUGUCUCGUUUCCUCGACGCGAGACGGCAUGAAUCUGGUUUCCUUUGAGUACAUAGCCUCGCAGGAACAACGAAAAGGGGUGCUCAUUCUCUCCGAAUUUGCCGGUGCCGCACAGAGCUUGAACGGCAGUAUCUUGGUGAACCCCUGGAAUACCGAGGAGUUGGCAGGUGCCAUUCAGGAAGCUGUGACUAUGAGUCCAGAACACCGCGCCAUUAACUAUGCCAAGCUGCAUAAGUAUGUCUUCAAGUAUACCAGUGCGUUCUGGGGACAAUCUUUUGUGGCCGAGUUGACUAGAAUAUCCGCACAAGGCGAGAAGAAGCUGAAGUUACGACGAGCCUCCCUGAUAAAAUCACCUUCUCAGCAGCCGCCUUCUGAUGCCAGAGAUGGCGAUUCAGGAACGAGACAAACUCCGUCACAGCCUGUGACAACUGCGAGCCCAGAGGUUGUAAUUGAUGGCGUGCAAGCAUCGAGGAAUGUCGAUGGAAUUUCGAAAGAUAAUCAGUCGAUGACGUUGUAA